Perkinsus marinus ATCC 50983 is the source of this 353-nucleotide messenger RNA. RefSeq lists its product as hypothetical. The annotation marks the transcript as partial. Lineage: Eukaryota; Perkinsozoa; Perkinsida; Perkinsidae. The transcript has a single exon. The record is from RefSeq and is a predicted model, not a curated record.
GCACAACUACUCUGCAUGGAGCGUCGCAUCCAGAAGCUUGAACAUGCACUAGAACAUUCCGCACCGCCACGAACUUAUGCUAUAUCACGAGCGGCGUCCAAGAAGGCUGCUGUGCUAGAGGCCGAAUCAGUCAUCGCGGCGGCCGUUGAACGAAUGAGAGAAGCGCAUACUUCAUUGGUUAAAAAUAGCAGUAGCGAGGAGAUUGACACUCUCUGCGAAGUGCUGCGGGAAACUUGUUAUCAGCUUCUGAUGACAUGGAGGGACCCCGAGGCCGAGCAGAUUGUGCAAGAUUUUACUCUAGCUCCUGUUCAACCGAAGGGUUGUUGUAACGAGUGUCAGAAGGAGAUAGAAAA